GCGGCCCGCCUCCCGCCCCGCACUCGGAGAGGCGCGGGGCAGGGAUCGAGCUCAGCCGCAGCGGGAGCCGAGGAGCGUGCGGGGCGGCCAUGGGCAAGUCAGCUUCCAAACAGUUCAAUAAUGAGGUCCUGAAGGCCCACAAUGAGUACCGGCAGAAGCACGGCGUCCCCCCACUGAAGCUCUGCAAGAAGCUCAACCAAGAGGCUCAGCAGUAUGCUGAGGCCUUGGCCAGCACGAGGAUUCUCAAGCACAGCCCGGAGUCCAGUCGUGGCCAGUGUGGGGAAAACCUGGCCUGGGCAUCCUACGACCAGCCAGGAAAGGAGGUGGCUGAUAGAUGGUACAGUGAAAUCAAGAACUACAACUUCCAGCACCCAGGCUUCACCUCGGGGACAGGACACUUUACAGCUAUGGUGUGGAAGAAUACGAAGAAGAUGGGAGUGGGGAAGGCAUCUGCGAGUGAUGGGUCCUCGUUUGUGGUGGCCAGAUACUUCCCUGCAGGGAAUGUUGUCAACCGGGGUUUCUUCGAGGAAAAUGUGCUGCCUCCAAAGAAGUAAUCUGUGAAAUCGAAUGGGAAGGUGGCAGACUUAAGAACAUGGAUGUGAAGUGCCUAGAACAACAAAAACUCAGCUCUGUGUCUGUCCCUGUGGAUGUAUGUGCUUAUGCGUGUGAUGCGUGCGAGUGUCUCUUGUCCAUACACUUGGAUAUACAGUUCUGCAUGAACUCAUAUCAAAGGGAUGAGCAUAUGAAGCAUUUAUCGUGAUGGUUACCUAGACUACGAUGAUUUGGACUUUAGGGGGAAAACCAGUUUUUAAAUUUUUCUGUUAUUUUUUUAAGCAAACAUCUUUUGUACUUUUCUUACUUAUCCAUUCCCCGACUUUUUGUAUUCCAAAUGUUUGUGAUGCUAAGAAGUGAAGUUGAUUUUAUGUGACCUUCAUGCAGUAUAAUCUACUUUUGGUAGAAAUUGAAGAAUGUUAAACCCUCAUUUAAAUGUGACAUAAAACACAGCUUUUAGACAUGUAGAUAUGAAGCAGCUUCCAUCAGAAACAUGGGGCGGCAGGGCCUCCAUUUCACAGAAUUGCUGCGAUUUCUCAAUUUUAAGACAUGAUGUCAUACUGCAUGCCGCUUGAAAUUCUCCAAUGGGAUUGCCAAAGAACAAAUGGAGAAAAAAGCAGUACUUCCUUGCAUUUUUCUACCUUUAAGUAGCAAAGUACUAGUACCACUGCUACCCUUUGACCUUCGUUCCCCUCCACACACACCUUUUUUCUUAAAAUCCUCUGGCAUUUCAGAGCUCAAUAUACUAUCCCUGGUUUCUGGGAACCUGGACAAGUCCUGAAGCUCACCCCUCCCCCACCUAUUAGGUGGACCAGGGCCUGCUCUGGAGAGAGAGCCCCCCACACUCCCUGGGCUCUUGGCCAAGCAGCCUUGGAUGGAUGAAGUCAGCGAGUGUGGGGUGAGGGCGAGCUCAGUCAGGGCCUCUGGAGGAAGCCCUCGGCCUCCACCCUUCCCCCCUAACGGGGGCGGGAGCCCAGGCCUGUUCCUGGCAGCUGUGGCUGCAGCUGUGCUUCUGCCGCCUCCUGGAAUGUGUGCUGGGCCCAAAUGUUCCAGAGGGAUAUCCCAAAACAGGGAGCCUAGAGACGCUAAUUUGGUUCUGUGUUUUGCUUCAAAUUAUACAAAAUUCUCCUGAAUAGCAAUUUCACAUGGUUCACAUGGGAGAGACCAACCUAGAUGCCAAGCUGAGUGUCCCUGAAUCCAUGGCACCUCCAUCUGGUGAGACAGCAGGAGCUGUAGUGAGAGCGGCUGCCUGCUUAAAAACAGUCUGAGCAGACCAGCCUUUGAAACAUGCUUCCUGAAGGUCUGUGUUGCACUCUGAACACAGUCUCAUGCUGUGCCCUUCAUUUCUUCCAGGGAUAUUGACUAAUAAGACAAUAAAAUCUUUUUUCUUUUGUGUAA
Loxodonta africana (African savanna elephant) is the source of this 1950-nucleotide messenger RNA. RefSeq names its product GLI pathogenesis related 2 (gene GLIPR2). The coding region runs from base 90 to 554 and encodes 154 amino acids. Lineage: Eukaryota; Metazoa; Chordata; Mammalia; Proboscidea; Elephantidae. The transcript has 5 exons. Gene Ontology annotation, cellular component: extracellular region. The record is from RefSeq and is a predicted model, not a curated record.